AUGUCUCUAUCGUCUCCCUCUUUUCAGUCUCCUACAAAACUUUCACAGUCUUCAAAUACGGAUCUUCAGCAUCCAAUUGUACCUGUUUUUCGACCAACCUAUGAUGAAUUUAAAAAUUUCUCAAACUAUAUCGAAACAAUCGAAGCACAAAAUACACAUCGAAUUGGACUAGCUAAAAUUAUUCCACCAAAAGAAUGGGUAGCACGAGAAAGUGGAUACAAUAAUAUACAAUCAAUGGAUGUUAAAUCUCCAAUAAAACAAGAAGUACAUGGCAAAGAUGGUAUCUAUGAAAUUUAUAAUAUUCAACAAAAAACAUUAAAUUUAACAGAAUUUGAAAAAUUAUCCAACAAUGAUCGUUAUCGUGCACCAUUAGAUGAUUAUCAAUCAUUAGAGAGAAAAUAUUGGAAAAAUUUGACAUAUGUUGCACCUGUCUAUGGUGCAGAUGUCAGUGGAACUCUCUACGAUAGUAAACAAUCGUAUUGGAAUUUAAAUUGUUUGGGUACAAUAUUAGAUGAUCUUGAAUUAGAAUAUGGUACAAAAAUUCAAGGUGUUAAUACUUCGUAUCUUUAUUUUGGAAUGUGGAAAGCAACAUUUGCAUGGCAUACCGAAGAUAUGGAUUUAUAUAGUAUCAACUAUUUACACUACGGAGCACCAAAGCAGUGGUAUGUUAUUCCUCCAUCGUAUGGCAAAAAAUUUGAACGUUUAGCAUCGACCUAUUUUACAAAUUUAUCUCGUCAAUGUCCUGCCUUUCUACGUCACAAAAUGACGCUAAUAAGUCCGUCGAUCUUGCAAUACAACUCAAUUCCUUAUAGUAAAAUUACUCAACAUCCAAAUGAAUUUAUCAUAACGUUUCCUUAUGCUUAUCAUAGUGGUUUUAAUUAUGGUUAUAAUUGUGCUGAAUCAACAAAUUUUGCGAUGAAACGUUGGCUAGAAUAUGGUAAACAUGCGAGUGCAUGCUCUUGUCGACACGAUAUGGUUAGUAUUGGAAUGGAUAUAUUUGUUAAAAAAUAUCAACCUGAAAUAUAUGAACAAUGGUUACUUGGCAACGAUCAUACACCUCAUCCAGAAUCAGAUCAUAAUAGUACAAGAAAACGGAUGUCAACACCGUCGUCUGUAUCGAAAAAACGUUUACCAUUUACAAAUAAAUUGAUUCUAAAAUCUGCAACAAGAACAAUGUCUGGAACGACAAUAUUACCAAUAAAUGAUGAAAUAACAACACGUUAUCAACAUCAACAGACAGUUUCAAAUGAACGUUAUUUAAAAAUAUUUACAUGUUUAUCAAAAUAUGAUAAACAGCAACAAUUUGAUUAUUCACUAGCAACAAAAAUAAAUUCAUUGUAUUCUGUACCACUAUUACGUUCUGCAUUAUCUCGCUCAAAAUCGAAAUUAAAAACACAAAAUAAUACAUUACUCAGUUUGACAUCGAAUAUCGUCGAAAAAUAUCAAUCAAAAUUAGAAUAUGAUCUGUUUUCUUCGAUUAAACCAUUGUGGUUAUUUAACGGUUUAAAACAAGCAGGAAAAUAUCGUGAACAAAUUUUAUGUGAAUUAUGGCAAUUCAAUAACGUUAAAUAUGAUUUUGAUAAAGAAAAAUCUUUUAAUCAAUGGUUAAGUCUAAAAGCGCCCCAUUGUUCAAUAUGUCAGCUAUUUACAAUGAAUAAAGAUAAUGAGAGUGACAUUGAACAAGAACAAGAAUUUCUAGUCAAUGAUGUUGUUUUUCAUUUAUUCAAUAAACAAGUACCUACCACAUCGGCGUCUCCAAAACUUUUAAUAUUAACACAAUGUCAGAAAUGUAAAAUUGUUGUACAUCAAACAUGUUAUAGGAAUAUAUGUAUGCUAAAUAAUAACUCAACAAAUUUAUCUGAUGAAGAAACAAAUAAUCAACAACAAUGGCUAUGUCAACGAUGUAAACAACAAACAAAUGAAAUAUCGACAACAACAUUACAGAGAAUAAAUGAAGGUUGUUCGUUAUGUUUACUAAGUGGCGGUGCAUUAAUAUUGAAUACAAAAGAAGCAAAUGAACACAAAUGGGCACAUAUUGUAUGCUUAAUUUAUCAUAAAUCAUUCCAAUCGUCUCCAGUGUUAACGAAUGAAAUUUCUUCUACGAUCGUUACCUCAUCGUCUUCAUCUACAUCGACCACAACAACGGCAGCAGUCAUACAAAAAAAAAAUCAAUGCCAUUAUUGUUGGUCAUUUUGUCCAUUGGAUAAACGUCGUUUACCAACAACAAUUGUUAUAUGUGAUUAUCCAAAUUGUUUCAAUCAAUAUCAUGUUACUUGUGGAUUGAUUAGUGGUUGUACAUUUGACAUUGGAAAUUGGCCAAAAUUGUUACAUACCUAUUGUCAUUUACAUUCGAAAAAUCAAAUGAAAUAUGUAUCAAAUUUUCGACAUAAGAAAAAAAAGAAAAAAGGAAAAUUGAAUAAUAAUGAAAGUGAAAUGGAAAUAGAUGAUGAUGAUUGGAAUGGAACAACAACUGAUAAUGAUCAGGAUCAAAUAGUAGUUGGAACAACUAUUCUAUUAAAACCCUAUCGAAAUCAGACAACCGAACAUCUCGAAGGAAAACUAAUAUCAAUUGAUCCUGUUGUACAUUAUGCCGUUGAUUUUUUUGAUGGUAGUUUUAGUCGAGAUAUGUUACGAGAAGAUCUUCUGUUACCGUCACCAAAUGAUAUGCCAUUACUCGGUACAAAUAUCAAUGUCAGAUGGACAGAUGAUCAAAUUUACCCGUGUACCUAUGUUGGUAGUAAACAAGUUUUGUUCUAUACAAUUUUAUUCGAUAAUGGUGAAACAAAAAAAAUUCGACGACAUGAAUUUCGAAUAAAAAAUUCAAAUAAAAAAAAACGUGAUGAACAACAUAGUGUACAUCGUCAAUCGAUUUCGACCGCAAAACGAAAACGAAAACGAAAAAUUCUUUUAUUAUCAUCAUCAUCUUCAUCAUCUAAUUCUUCAUUAUCAGAAAGUCCGCCACCAACGCGUCAUUCAAAGUCUUCUUCUUCAACCUAUACUCCUUCCGACGAAUCAUUAUUUUCUCUAUCAAGUGAGAAAUCAAGAUCACCAUCACCGGUAAAAAGACGAACUAAAACAGCACGACGUUUAAAACAGAAACGACCUUAA
Molecule: messenger RNA, 3108 nt
Organism: Didymodactylos carnosus
Lineage: Eukaryota; Metazoa; Rotifera; Eurotatoria; Philodinida; Philodinidae
Source: the annotation of a GenBank genome assembly